Messenger RNA from Racocetra fulgida, 260 nucleotides. The record is from the annotation of a GenBank genome assembly. Lineage: Eukaryota; Fungi; Glomeromycota; Glomeromycetes; Diversisporales; Gigasporaceae.
AUGCCGAAAUAGCAAUAGAAGAUCAUCAAGGGAAGCAUGUAUUUAUUCUCAGAAUUUCUCUUUUGCCCUCUGAAGAAGCAGGCUUACCUUUCAUCCUAAAACGAAAACAGUUUUCUAUACGACCUGCAUUUGCUUUGAUCAUCAACAAAUCUCAAGAACAAACAUUACCUCACGUUGAUUUGUACCUUCCACAAUCUGUUUUUUCUCAUGGACAAUUGUACAUGGCUAUGUCAAGGGUACAAAAAGGAUCCAAUCUUAAG